Mus caroli (Ryukyu mouse) is the source of this 2156-nucleotide messenger RNA. It is a transcript of the gene Fignl2, whose product is annotated as fidgetin like 2. Gene Ontology annotation, molecular function: microtubule severing ATPase activity; ATP hydrolysis activity; ATP binding. Lineage: Eukaryota; Metazoa; Chordata; Mammalia; Rodentia; Muridae. The record is from RefSeq and is a predicted model, not a curated record.
GCCCCUUGUCCGGCCACCCCCACUGCCCAGUCCCGCUCCCGGCCGCGGCGGCCGCAGCAGCCGCAGCAGCAGCAGCGGCCCCAGGAUGGUGAGCGCCGCUGACCCCCAGCCCUGGCCCGUCGCCCCCGGCCCGCGCUUCCGCCCCGGUCCCUGGGCCGGACGCCCCCCCAGGCCGCGCACACUCACCUAGGACCCGGCCGGGAUGCCGAGCUCUGUUGACGAUGCACUGGACACCGGAACACGCCCAGCCCCUAAACCAGUGGCCAGAGCAGCACCUGGACGUCUCCUCCACCACCCCGUCGCCGGCCCACAAGUUGGAGUUGCCUCCAGGGGGUCGCCAGCGCUGCCACUACGCUUGGGCACACGACGACAUUUCCGCCCUCACAGCCUCCAACCUCCUCAAGCGCUACGCCGAGAAGUAUUCCGGAGUCCUGGACUACGAGCGCCCGGGCCUGGGCAGCUACGGUGACGCCGCCUUCCUCAACGGUGCCAAAGGGGACCCGGAGCCCUGGCCCGGGCCGGAGCCACCUUACCCUCUAGCCUCGCUCCACGAAGGCCUCCCGGGAGCCAAGGCGGCUGGCGCGGGUGGCUUCGCCGGCCUCGGGGGCUCCCCGGUAGUAGCUGGGAACCUGACUGAGCCGCUGUACACGGGCAACGCGUGCGGGGGGCCGUCGGCGGCCACUGAGUACGCGGCGGGCUACGGAGGCGGGUACCUGGCGUCCGGCUACUGCGCGCAGACGAGCGCCGCGCUCGCCCCGCCUCCCCCGCCUGCGCUGCUGCAGCCAGCGCCGCCGCCCGGCUACGGCCCCUCGGCGCCGCUCUACAACUACCCGGCGGCCGGCUACGCGGCGCAGCCCGGCUACGGGGCGCUCCCGCCGCCCGCCGCGCCGCCCGCGCCCUACUUGCCCUCCGGGCUGGCGGCGCCCACGCCCCUGCCCGCGCCCGCGCCACCCCGGCCCGCGCCCUACGGCUUCCCCGCGGCCGCCGAGGGCGUGUCCCUGAAGCGCAAGGCGGUGGACGAGGGCGCGGAGGCCCGCUACCGCAAGUACGCUUACGAGCCGGCCAAGGCCCCCGCGGCCGACGGCGCCUCCUACCCCGCCGCGGACGAUGCCGAGUGUCGGGGCAACGGGUUCCGUACGAAGCCACCCGGGGCGACGGAGGAUGGGACCGGCAAGUACGGCGGCGGCGGCCCUCUCAAGGUCCUGGGCUCCCCCGCCUACGCGCCGCAGCUCGAGCCCUUUGACAAGUUCCCGGAGCGGGUUCCGGCCGCCCACGGAGGCUUCGCGGAGCCGUCGGGGGAGCCCGCCAAGGGCGUGGAUCCGGGGGCGCUGGAGCUGGUGAGCAGCAAGAUGGUAGACUGCGGGCCCCCGGUGCAGUGGGCGGACGUGGCGGGCCAGGGCGCGCUCAAGGCGGCCCUAGAGGAGGAGCUGCUGUGGCCCUUGCUGAGGCCGCCCGCCUGUCCCGGCAGCGCGCUCCCGCCACGGACGGUGCUGUUCUUCGGGCCCCGCGGCUGCGGUAAGGCGCUGCUGGGGCGCUGCCUCGCCACCCGGCUAGGUGCCACGCUGCUGCGCCUGCGCGGAGCCGGCCUGGCGGCCUCGGGCGCCGUCGAGGGCGCGCGCCUCCUGCAGGCGGCCUUUGCUGCUGCGCGCUGCCGCCCGCCCGCGGUGCUGCUCAUCAGCGAGCUGGACGCGCUGCUGCCGGCGCGGGACGACGGCGCUUCCCUGCGGGCGCCUCUACUGACCUGCCUAGACGGCAGCUGCGGCGCGCGCGCCGACGGCGUGCUGGUGGUGGGUACCACCUCGCGGCCGGCGGCCCUGGACGAAGCCACCCGCCGGCGGUUCGCGCUGCGCUUCUACGUGGCGCUGCCCGACGGCGCUGCGCGCGGGCAGAUCCUGCAGAGGGCGCUGGCUCAGCAGGGCUGUGCGCUGAACGAGCGGGAGCUGGCCGCCCUGGUGCAGGGAACUCAGGGCUUUUCUGGGGGCGAGCUGGGGCAGUUGUGCCAGCAGGCAGCAGCCGAGGCGGGCCUCUCCGGACUGCAGAGGCCCCUCUCCUACAAAGACAUGGAGGCUGCUCUAGCCAAGGUGGGCUCUCGGGCUCCCUCCAAGGAGCUGGACUCGUUAGUUGAGUGGGACAAAAUGUAUGGCUCCGGACACUGA